This is a messenger RNA of Boleophthalmus pectinirostris (great blue-spotted mudskipper), 5075 nucleotides long. RefSeq names its product A-kinase anchor protein 7. Lineage: Eukaryota; Metazoa; Chordata; Actinopteri; Gobiiformes; Gobiidae. Gene Ontology annotation, cellular component: cytosol. Gene Ontology annotation, molecular function: protein kinase A regulatory subunit binding. The record is from RefSeq and is a predicted model, not a curated record. The transcript has 12 exons. Bases 326 to 1771 code for a protein of 481 amino acids.
AAUGAUAAAACAGACGAUGUAGAAACCGGAAGUAUGGGAUUGUUUACAAACACGAGGCUCCUUUUUCAGCUGCUCCAACCAUAUGUUGUAAUCUGAAGGAAUGUAUCCAUAUAUUUACUGUCAACAGUAUAUUUUGGGAUUGUUUUAGAGUUUACAUAACCAGUCACGAGUCAAGACCGCUAAUCCGGAGCUAACUGCUAACAAGCUCCCUAGAUUUGCUGAAGUGUUGAUUCAUUCCAACAGGUGACAACACUGGCUGCAGAUUUUUAUCACAACUGCUAUGGGUGUGUGAAGACUUUUGCAGCUCUGAGCUAGUGCUGGUGUCAUGCUAGUUUGUCGCGUCUUUUGGAGCCGUAGCUGGACGUAUUUAAAACAUUUUCAGAAGUUUAAAAGACUCAAUAGUAUACAAGAAUAUUUGAAGUUGCACCGUUUUACUACGAUUUGGUGCAAUACAGCCUCUGAGAGUAACGUGACAACUCACCGGUUUGGACUGGAGACUUACCCAUUUAUGUUAGGCAUGUUACCCGCAAAUGUCACAGCAAGUAAGGACAUCUCAGCAAUUCCCACAAAGGAGGAGGAUGAUGAUGGUGGAGGGGAAGCAGCUGUCAAUGUCAAAUGUCAAACUAAAGGUCUGAAGGAUAAGAAGACUAGAAGGAAGAUGUGGAGGGAAAAGAAAAAACUAAAGAAAAGUAUGAAAUCAGAUGAACCGCUGGACACUCUUAUGUCUGAGCUUCCAUUUGCUUUGACAAGCCCAACCUCAUGGAAGGAAUUGGGAUUUACAAACACAAAUGACAAACUAAAGAAAAGAAAGAGGGGAGAAAUUGGAGGGCGAGCAGACAGUGAAGAAGACGCAGGCAAAAAGAAGAAAAAGAAGGAAAGUAAAAGACCAAACUACUUCGUCUCCAUCCGCAUCACUAACCCACAGAUAAGCUCUGCAGUGGCAGAGGUCCAACAGGCAGUUCUACAGCAAGAGCCCAAACUGUCCAAAGCCAUGAUCCCAAUCCCCUCUCUACACAUAACAUUAUUAGUCACUCAUCUCGCCAACCAGGAGCAAGUCGACCUGGCGGCGACCGUGCUGGCCGCGGUAGAGCCCUCAUUGGCCGAGCUGCUGGGUGGGCGGGGCUUGGUGCUGCCAUUCUCCGGCAUCGGUCAUUUCAGGAAGGAGGUGGUGUUUAUUGGGCUGGCCCCUGGAGAACACAGACAUACACUGGAAAGCUUGGCAGAGUUGUUACGCAGUCGUUUUGAGGAGCAGGGUCUUCUUGAGGGAGACUGCCGUGGGUUCGAUCCUCACCUCACCAUUAUGAAGCUGUCCCGUGCACCUCAAAUCAGAGCACAGGGCAUUAAACGUGUGGACCCAUCACUUUACUCUGACUACUCAGAAAGAUUUUUUGGAGACCAGCCAGUUGAGAGUGUUGAUCUUUGUUCCAUGUUGAAAAAGAAGCAACAGGAUGGAUACUACCACACGGAGACCUCACUGCAACUUGGAAUCUUGUGGUUGGAUCUUGCACAACAAUUGGCCAAAGAUUUGACUCAGCGACCACUCCAUUCCAAACGCUCAAGUGGGCGUCGCUCUGAGCCAGACGAGGCGGAGCUUCUGAGGGUCAGUAAACGAUUGGUCGAGGAUGCCAUCAAUCGGGCGUUGCAACAGUACAAACAGGAAACACUUCAGAACGGGGGCGGUCCUAAUGUCACGGCAACGCAGCCUCCAGGAAACGGCGAGAAUACAAAAACAGACACUACAGCUAACUCCACCUCCGACCACAGGAAGUGACUUCACUGAACCGAGGAACUAAAACUGACCAAGCAGUCUCUUGGAGACGUCGUGAGCUGGAGAUAUGGCAACAGAGCCCUGGGUACUAGCCUGGACCAGUUAUGUGCCCUCAAUCUGACUAAAAGCUAACCUAGCAAUAGCCACUUCACAAUGGCUAAUCUAUGAUGCUACUACUAGCUCUAAACAGCGCUGGUAAACACAGUGUAGCUUGAAAUCAAUGCUAGGUGACUUGUUGACACUAACAUCUCCAACAAGAUGUCUCCCUCAGUUCUGGUGCACGUUUGUUUGUGCACAUCACUAAGCACUCCUAGAUAUAGACACCCCCCUGAGGGUUCACUGUGACCUGCCUCUCACAAACUGCCCUUUUAGAAAAAAACUACAGCUGUUCAAACUUUCUAAGACCUUCUUAAUAUGUUUUCAAGAUGUAUGUGUGGUUUAUUUUAGAAGAGGAAUUGAAAAGAAUAAGUAACUAUGACUGUGAUUCCCCUGAGCGGGCCUAUGCUGGCUUAUUUAUGUUUUAUUAGCUACAGCUGUUUGAUUUUUGAUGACCUAAGCAUACAAUAGAUGAUUUCAACUAGACAUUGCUUGUAAUUUUGCUUUUCCUCUCCAACAGCAUUAAUCACGACAAUCACGACAUGGCCAUUUAUCUAUAAAAAUAACACUUACUAUUUCCGUAAAGUCAAGGAGGCGGUAGACACUAAAUUAGCAAGAGUACUCAAAACACUAUGAGCUGCCAAGAAGGUCUUUCCGUGUUGCCAAAUCCAACAAGCUUUACUUUCAGGAUGAAAUUUUCUUUAUGAUAGCUAUUUGAAUAAGAGAUUAAGUUGAAUGCAUUAAAUUUGUUAGUAUUAAGUUAAAGGUGCAUUAUGCAACUUUUCUGAUGGCGGGGUGGUCUGUCACCUGCUUGAAAUGGGAUUGCUUUGCAUGGGAUUUUCCACAGUAUGAUAUUAAACUCUGGUAUUCAUUAAAUUUUAUUUUAAUGCUAAGAUAUGAAAUGAAAAAGAUUAUAGCGAGAGGGGUGUCACCUCUCCACAGAGGAGCCUGUAAUUUUGUUAAGUAGUGGCUAGGUCUGCUUUUCUCCAUGGAUAUAUACAUUUUAAUGCCAUGCUGUGGAGCAUUCCAAGCAAAGCAAUAACAAUAGUUCACCAUAGACUGUAUGUAUAAAUGGACAUAGCUAACUCUCGUUCCAAAUAGGAAGUGUUCUUGGGUGUGCUUCCCUAUUUUGUCCGUAAAUAAAUUCCAAUUCCUAAUAUGGAACUCGGCUCCAAAUUCACCCCAUAACUUCUAGCCUCUUGAGCUUCAUUUGACUGGAGCCGAACACUUUGGAUAACAUCACACUCCCUUAGUCCACUUCUUCAUACACUCUAUGCCCUCCACCAAAAAAAUUACAUAUUGUACCAUUAAUUUUCAAAGUUAAGUAUUGUAGAUCAGACGAGAGUGUUUUCUACAUCUGCAGCGAAUGCCAAGUACAGAUAGACAGUUAUUCAUGUGGGGAUGCUAAUGUGACUGAGGUUAAUCCAGACAAUAGCUGCCAGUGCUUCAUUUUUCAGGGUCUUCCAUCGAGCGUGUCCUCCUCCUCAUUAUGUCUCUGGCCUCUGCGUGCUGCCAAGUGAAACGCCAAUGCUUUAAAUCCACUGAAGACACCGAAAGCUGACUCAUAUAAGCAUGUUUUAACUCACAAUGGAUUUUACUGAUAUCAAAUGUGAAGGUUUUUUUUUUUUUUUAAUAUAUAUUUAGGGAGAAAAGCACAAUUAUCUUUGGUUUUAUAACUGUCCUUUUAUUUCAACGUUUUUUUCAAAGCAGGUAAUUCUAGAUGCUGUUGUUGAAUCACCUCUGAUCAAAGUGGCCUUCACUUCGUCACUAAAAAAUAGAGGAUUUUGUUUUGCUUUUCCAAGAAGUGCUUCAUAUGAGAAUAUUCAAGUCAUGUCUGUUUGUUAAAAAGCUCAGUCAUUGUAUUUGAUUGUGUGAGUGGUGAGACGCUAUAAUCAUAUAAGUCAUGAUUGCCAAAGUUUCAAAUGAUUAUUUCAUAUUUAACAGUUGGAACACAGUAGAAUGUAAAUAUAAACAGAAUACAAUGGGGUUUGCAAAACAGUUCACAAUAAACCGUAUCUGUAGCCAAAAGCGCUUAAUUAAAUUAAAUUGUCUUUAGCUGAAUUAUGGAGUUCAACAGUGACCAUCUUUUUUCCCAUAGACUUUCCCCCCCAAAAAUAAUAAUAUUAAUUCUUUGCAAGCUUGCUCAAGUAUCAGCUAUAUGAUAUGAACUAAAUAUUUAUUUAUUAUUAUUAUUAUUAUCAUUAUUAUUAUUAUUAUUUAAAAUCUGUUUCUGAAACAUUACAAACUGUUAAGUUAUUAAAACAUUUUGUCGAAUCUUGCCUUAAAAUGUGCUUUUUGGACUUAAAACUACCGCUAUAUGGAUAUUGGUUAGCAGGUAGCGGGUUAGCACAUAGCUGGUUAGCCUCUGUGAUGCUUUUGAACUCUUUUUCUUUCUUUUUUUUUUAAGUCUGUGGGAAAAAUUAAUGGAAAACACACUUCCUAAAGCAGAGCAUGCAGUCACUUUUGAGUUCCAUUAGUGAAAUGUCUUGUCUCCUCUCAAGCUGUUUAAGACAUAUUACUUCUUUAAUUCAAAAGCAGCGCAGUAUUUUUAUAUCAAAAUUAUAUAGAUAUUUAAAUAAUUUGAAAUUGUUUCUUGUGAUUCAUAUUUUCUUUUUAAAAAUGUUUUAUGCAAACCAUCACCUUCUGUUUCAUUGUACAUUUUCCAUGAUGUCCCAACUUUUAUAAAAACAAAAUAAAAUUCUUAAGUUUGUUGAAAAAGUUACAAAUCCAUCUUAAGACAGAACCGACCUUACUUCCUUUACUUCUCUGAGCUUUAGAAUAAUAAUGUGGCUGUGUCUUGCACUGAUUUCAACCAUUUGAGAUUACUUUCCAACAGUAUUUACAAGUGCGAAACUGAAAAUGCACUCCCACAUUUUGGCAAAACCCACUUGCGACAAAAGACGUCACUUGUCAAAUCAAAGCCAAUAAUUCUGUCUUAAGAUGGACUUUUUUAUGUUUUGAUCUUUUUCUAUCGUCACCAGAUCCUUAAUCUCCUCUAAAUCCCCUUUAAGACACACUUCCUGCUGUGUUGUUGUGUUGUGUGAAUGUGGACUUGGGUCUGCGUGUGGUGUGUGCGUCUCUUAAUAUGUUUGUUUUUCCAUUGGCCUGUGUACUGUAUGUAUCUCCCUGACAACCAGGUGUGCUGUUUCUACUGUGCUGUACCUUGUUGCCAGAUUUGAACAAUAAAACAGGAUAUGAGUUUCCAAGUCAA